Salvia splendens (bonfire salvia) is the source of this 1802-nucleotide messenger RNA. RefSeq lists its product as uncharacterized. Lineage: Eukaryota; Viridiplantae; Streptophyta; Magnoliopsida; Lamiales; Lamiaceae. The transcript has 10 exons. The record is from RefSeq and is a predicted model, not a curated record. Bases 714 to 1646 code for a protein of 310 amino acids.
CUGUUUGGUGUUACCUUCUCCACAUUUUACACAACGCAAUUGUGAAGAAGGGCAUUGGUGAAUAAAAAAAUGAGCAUCCAAUGUGGUAUGCACGCUAGGGAUUGUGUCAUUAGCUUCCGGGCUCUCCGACAAAUUUGAGAUCUACCAAACGGUAAUGGUGAUGGUGACUCAUAUCCACUUUAUUUAUUUCUCAACAACUUAAGAGCUCAUCUAUUGAAUGCCGAUAGGCAUAGUUAAGUUGUAUAAAAUGGGGGACGGAGUAGGAGGCUUUAUUCACACACCAUCUCCUAAUCAGGUAGUCGAAGAAGCAGAGAAAAAAUUAUACCACCAAUUUUCUCUAAUAGUGAAAUGCCUCAAUCGCCGAUUCUAAUCUCAAUUCCAGCGAGAUUCGGGAAUUUUCUUCCAGGUUCUCCGACAAAUUUGAGAUCUACCAAACGGUGGAGAAAAAGGUAGAACGUGGCCUUUUAUGGAGUACCAUUCAUGCCCUUAUAGUAGUGCGUACCUCUAAACAGCCAACUGCCGUUUGAUGAAUUACUUCUUGCGUUUUGCCCACAGCAACUUCAGUCUCCAACAAUAUUCAUUUGUCAAUUUUGCCCUUUAUCACUUCUUCACUAUUUCCUUAAACCCCAGCAAACCACCACCUGCAACCUCCGCCAUCGCCGCCGUAUAAUUCGCGGCAAUUUCAAAAUUGAGGAUAUUACAGAGGAAAUAAAAUGGAGACGUCCUGUGCAUAUGCACGAUGUUCAUGCUCACUGUCAGCGGCCCAGUUUUCUGUGGUACCUCAAUAUAAUGUAUUUCUUCCUCUUCCUACUAGUAGGAAGCUGCGGCAGCAUAUGCUGCUUCCUGUAACAGCAGUGGCGAAGAAGGAUCUUAGAGGGAGUGUCAAUGACACAGAGCCGAGUACAAUCGAUGAUGGUAGUGGAAAGUCUGCCAAAGGGUCAGGGACGACAGCAAGAGGGCGCCGUUUGUUGAAAGUUCGGGAGGAAAAGCGGAAACGUGAUCAGGAGCGGCUCCACAAUUAUCCUGCUUGGGCAAAGGUACUGGAAGAUGCGUGUAGAAAUGAUUCCGAGCUUAGAGCUGUUCUGGGAGAUAGUAUUGGUGAUCCUGACCUCAUGAGAAAAAGAGUUGAAGAAAGGGUUCGGACGAGGGGCAGAAAUAUCACAAAAUCUAAAUCCGGAUCUGUCCUUGCAUUCAAAGUUAGCUUUAGAGAUUUUAAUCCUCUUGAUUCAUACAUAUGGUUUGAGUUAUAUGGAUCUCCUUCUGAUCGGGAUGUUGACCUUCUUGGCAGUGUGAUUCAGUCAUGGUAUGUGAUGGGCCGUUUAGGUGCGUUUAAUACAGCCAACUUACAGUUAGCUAACUCAUCGAUGGAGCAUGACCCCCUCUAUGACGCGGACAAGGGAUUCAAGGUGAUGCCUUCAUCGUUCCAUGAUAUAAGCGAUGUUGAAUUCCAAGAUAACUGGGGCAGAGUCUGGGUGGACCUUGGCACUGCUGAUAUCUUUUCAAUCGACGUGCUUCUUAACUGCUUGACUGUAUUGAGCUCAGAAUAUUUGGGCAUACAACAGGUGGUUUUCGGGGGUAGGAAACUCGGAGACUGGGAAGAAGGGAUGACAAGCACUGAAUUUGGGUAUAAAUCCUUCAAAAUAUGAAAAUUUUCGCCUGCUACAAAGUUGUUGGAGUAUUUGCUUUGAGGAAAAUUAGAGGGACACGAAAAGUUUCCAUUUCACUAAUUAAUACUACUACUAUUUUAAUUAGAGUUAAUUCUUAGUUGAAAUUCAUAAUAUGGGGAAUAUAUUUACUAGCCA